This is a messenger RNA of Cajanus cajan (pigeon pea), 1217 nucleotides long. Its product is annotated as Pollen Ole e 1 allergen and extensin family protein. NCBI's taxonomy places the organism in Eukaryota, Viridiplantae, Streptophyta, Magnoliopsida, Fabales, Fabaceae. The record is from RefSeq and is a predicted model, not a curated record.
CCCAAUAGAAGCUGUUCUUCCCAUACAAAAGAAUCUACUGCCCCUUCUCUCUCCUACUCAUGAGCUCCAUGUCUUGCCAAACAACAUUCACAUGUCUUUGUUUCUUGUGAAAAAAAGAUAAAAUUAUUUCCAACUUUAUGCUUGAACUUGCUUCUCCAUUAACCAUUGCCCCUCUUUAUCCGCACCCCAAAACUCAUCUUCUACUUGGACCUAAUUGCUAUUGCUCUGAAACCAAAGCAAACCAAAGCUCUAGUUCCUCAUAAGACACCAUUCGGACGCUUCCCUCCAUUUUUUUUCCAAAGUUGGCCAUGAAUCCCAUAACCCUUUUGCUCCUUUUGCCCUUGUUUACUCAGUUUUUGGAAGUUGAGCCUGCAAGACCCAAGUUUCCAGGGAAAACCAAGUUCCCCAUCUCACAAAUCAGUGUGAUGGGUUUUGUUUAUUGUGAUUUCUGCUCCAACAACAGCUUUUCCAGACACAGUUACUUCUUGUCAGGUGCUGAGGUCAAAGUAGAUUGCAUGUUCAAAGCACUCUCAGAGAAAACAGCUGAACAGAUUUCACUUUCAGUGAACAGAACUACCAACAAGUAUGGGAUGUACAAGCUGGAAAUCCCUUCAGUGGAUGGAGUGAGAUGUGCAGAAGAUUCUGCAGUAGUGUCUUCAUGCCAAGCAAGCUUAAUAGGUAGUUCAUCCUCUGCUUGCAAUGUUCCUGGCUACAGAACCACUUCUAAUGUGAUAGCAAUCAAAGCAAGAAGAACCAAUCUCUGCAUAUACAGCUUCAAUGCUUUGAAUUUCAGACCAUCCAAGAAGGACAUCACUUUAUGUGGUAAUUAAAAGAAGUAGCUUACACAAGUAGGCCUACUAGUACUUGGUCACUUGUGUAUACAUACAAAAUCCAGAAAAUAAAAUUAUAAAAAUAAAAAAAUGAAAAAAAACUCAUAUGUUCUCUUUUUGCAGUCCAUUAAGGGCAUAGAUCUCUUCUCUCUCUCUCUCCAUUGUUUUGCUGCAUUAUUUGUUUGGUAAGACUAUUUUCGUAUCAUUCAAGUAGAGUUUGAGUGUAAGAGAUUAUUUCUUUUUGAUUUAUGCAGUUGAUUAGGUGUUGUUAACAUGUACUAGUCUGCUAGAUGUAUAUGUAUAUAUAAUUUCUCUCUUUGGAAAUUGUAGAGAGCCAGCAAGUUGUUCAACAAACAACAAUAUGAAUAAACUAGUUAAUGUUAUGUA